UUGAAGCAUCGCAUUGUGCACGAGUCGACCACGGCACGGCUGACCACCAGCUCUCCGACUUUGGGCUAUGGGUAUCCUUGUUUCUCAAUCUCUGCAGUUCUGCUUUGCCUUCGUCUCUGUUCUUCGUGCUCGUAAAUUGUUGUUUGUCGCACCCUGCAGCGUCGUUCGUCUUGGUCUGCAUGCAAGGGCGAUCCAAGCCAAAUUUGCUACCUCCUUCCCGAUCAUGAGCUCGAUCACAAACGAGUUGCGUGGUCUCCACGUGCAUUUGUAUCAGAGAGAAGGAUCUACCAACACACGCCUUCCCGACAAACUCGACUCCAAACAUGCCCGCUAUGGCACCUUUUGGCAUCUUCACUCGUCGCAGCUUUCGACGUCGUCCAUCAACCCAAUCGACGUCGACGCCAGAGUCUGCCUCUGCCCAGCAGAAGACAGACAUGGGUGGCGUGCCGUCCAAGGCUGGCUCCCACGUCAACGACGUACCGCACAGGAAAUUGAGGCAUCGCUCAUCGUCCAUGAACCUUCUCAAGCGUAACCGUACCCCCUCUGGACAUGCUUCUACACGAGAUCCCAUUGCGACUCAGGCUUCAUGUGAUGUGGAUGCGGCAUUGACCGAUUCGACGGGACUAGAGACAGAGUACACUAGAGGAUCCCUAGGAGCCCGCUCGGAUUCACAGUCGACUGUCAAGAUGCUCAGCGGUUCAGUCCACUCAACGAGCUUUGCAAACAACAAGGAUAACUUCUAUGAUUCGGAUUCUAGCUCAACGAGAACGGCUACACGUGUGACACCCCCUUCUGAAGCCCAGGAGGAAGUCAUUGUGUUUGGUGCAGACGAUGAUUCGAGUGGCAUGAGCACACCUGUACCGCCUCGCCCACCCAAGACACCUCAGAUUCAACUUCCUACUCCUCCAUUCUUGACCGAAGACAGUCCCACCAAAUACGGCUUGCGCGUCACAUACUCUCCAUCGCCCGAUCGUUCUAUGGCUGCCUCUCAGCGACAGAAAAUGACAGGAGCUGGCCUGUUCGUGGUAUGUGGCAUAGUCCAAUCGUCCUGUUCCCAAGCACCCCGACUGACUUUCUCGAAGCAUGCCGCUACUCAGCAAAGGUCCGCAACUCUAACAUUGCCCAUCCGCCAGGCGAGAUCUGGGGCCACGGAUUCAAGCCAGUCAUUCGCUCAGAGCUCACCAUCCUUGCCGCUGUCCGACAAAACAAAUCUCGCACUCGAUCAGUCAAAUUCACUGCCCAACCGCAAACUACGACCCAAUCUCGAUCGACCUUUCAAAGAUGCACCCCAGGAGCACGUUGCUCAUGCACUUCCGCUACGAGCCUCUCAGCGGACAUGCUACCGAGACCAUGACAUAUGGCAGCGUAUGGGCUCCAACUACAAACAUCCUGUCGCAUGUUCUAUAUGCGAUGGCUACGACGCUCCAGGAGAUGACUUCAUGACGUGCCUUUGGUGUGAGGUCCAUGUUUGUGGAAAGUGCUACCUGGAGUUUGUGAGCAAUGGAGUGACGGGUAUGAUGGAGAGGCAGCAAAAACACGAUGCAUGAUGAGCAUGUGCAUGUCGGGCAUCAAGAUAGGCGCGGAUUCAAGUACAAGCAUAGAGCCAUUGUUCACUUGCAUGAGGUCUAAUAUGUCUAGCAAGGAGGAGUCGAGACGUUUGCAUAAUGUUUCCCCUAAGGAGAGAGAGAGAGACUUUCGACGAAAGGCCGUAUACCAGGGCGACAUUCAGUUGCCUAGUCAAGUCGAGCAAAUAAUCACGCACAAUCACAGAUACAGGUUGUCCAACCAAGAACAUUGAACA
Aureobasidium subglaciale EXF-2481 is the source of this 1801-nucleotide messenger RNA. RefSeq lists its product as uncharacterized. The transcript has a single exon. Lineage: Eukaryota; Fungi; Ascomycota; Dothideomycetes; Dothideales; Saccotheciaceae. The coding region runs from base 324 to 1547 and encodes 407 amino acids. The record is from RefSeq and is a predicted model, not a curated record.